GCGGCUUCACACUCCUAUGUAUUUUUUCCUGAGCAACCUGUCCUUCCUUGAUAUUUGCUACUCCAGCAAUUUAGUACCUUUUCUGUUGUUCAAUGGCUUAUAGCACCAUUUCCUAUAAUAGCUGCUAUGCCCAGAUGACCAUUGCUCUUUUUCUGGGGAUGACAGAGUGUCUUCUCCUUGCUGUCAUGGCUUAUGACAGAUUUGUUGCAAUCUCCAAUCCCCUGCGCUACACCAUCAUUAUGAACAACAGGAUCUGCAUACAGUUGGCCAUGGUGACCUGGGCCAGUGCCUUCCUUAUGGCAGUAAUACCAAUCAUUGCAAUUCCUGCCCGUUUUUGUGGACAGAAUGUCGUCAACCAUUUUAUCUGUGAGCUGCAGGAAUUGUUGAAGCUUGUCUGCUCGGACACCCCAGGCAGACUCAUCCUGGGUCUAGUCAUCAGCAUAUUCACCUUACCACUGCCUUUUACCUUUAUCUUCUUCUCCUAUGCUCGCAUUGUGGUUUCUGUGCUGAGGAUCAACUCUGCAGAGGCCAGACUCAAAGCUUUCUCCACCUGUGGAUCCCAUCUGACUGUGAUCAUCAUAUUUUAUGGGACAGCCACCUACAUGUACUUGACACCUCAGUCAAAAGAAUCCCAAGACGAGGGGAGAAGUCAGACAAGACUUUAGAGAGAAAUAUGUUACAUCUGGAAGUGGAGAACAAGCUACAAGAAGGUUUCCAACAUGAAGUCAAGACUCUAGAUGAGUAGAAAGUGUAAGAAAUUAGAAGAGCAACUGAUCAGUUAGAGUUACAUUUGUUAGGUGCCUCUAUAUUAAAUGUUUACUGUGAAAUUUGCCUUCUUCAAAUCUUUCUUGUAUUACUGAAUCAACAAGUCUGAGUCAUAAUAAACAAGUAAUACUUUGGAACUACCCUAGACCUUGGGAAACGUGUUUAAAUUUCUUAUCUCUGCCAAACAGCAGUUAUGACUCGCGGCUGAUAAUGGGCAACUCUGCGUCUCUGUACACCAUCUCCUCACAAGGUGUGCCAAAAUCACAAAACAACAUCUUAGAAGGUUGAACUGACCCCUUAAAAAAUCAACAUCGCUGAAAAAGGAGCUUCAUGCUGUGUACUGGCAGCAGCAGAGCAAACAAAAUGCU
Molecule: messenger RNA, 1133 nt
Organism: Callithrix jacchus (white-tufted-ear marmoset)
Lineage: Eukaryota; Metazoa; Chordata; Mammalia; Primates; Cebidae
Source: RefSeq, a predicted model, not a curated record